Messenger RNA from Cynoglossus semilaevis (tongue sole), 6252 nucleotides. RefSeq names its product formin-2. NCBI's taxonomy places the organism in Eukaryota, Metazoa, Chordata, Actinopteri, Pleuronectiformes, Cynoglossidae. The coding region runs from base 955 to 5490 and encodes 1511 amino acids. Gene Ontology annotation, biological process: cortical actin cytoskeleton organization; actin nucleation. The record is from RefSeq and is a predicted model, not a curated record. Gene Ontology annotation, molecular function: actin filament binding; microtubule binding. The transcript has 18 exons. Gene Ontology annotation, cellular component: actin filament; cytoplasm; cytoskeleton.
AUUUUCUUUUUAGUAUAGACGUUUUGUUUUCACUUUGUGAAAUGUGUGUUUUCUAGUCUUACUGAAGAGUCGACAGAGAGGGGAGAGGAAGUGAAAUGACAUAGGGUAGAACAAUUAAGCCAAGAAAACAUUUUAAUCAGUCAAACAAUAGCAGAAAUUAUCUAAACAAAUUAAUGUAGUUGAGAAAUAAAAUACACAAUGACAAAGCUUUGCACGUGCUAAAUGCCAUAAAAUAUAAAAUAACAAAAUAAAAUAAUAUAAAGCAAUUUGAUUUUUAUUUAAAGCUGAUAUCAGUUAAAUUAUUAGCAAACUUUCUGUUUUAGAAAAAAAUUAAAUCUUUCAAUUAUAUUUUUCACCACUAAAAAUUAUUUAUAACUAUUUCUUUAUAUGUUCUUGUUUAAUUUGCUAUUUCUGAUUUGUAAACAGAAUUUUAAAGUUAUUUUUUUUAAUUGUUUUUGUCAGACACAAAGAGCUGUGACACGUUUGUUGAUUGCACGGAAGAGUUUAAGUGUUGCACAAGAAGUCCGUUUGAGUCCAAAUGAGAAAAUACGGUUUAAUGUCAUAAGAUGUUUUCUUUUUUUUUUCUUUUAAAGUAAUAAUUCUAUUUCAUUUUCACACGACUCUUAGGGUUCCGUCAGAGCUUUACAGUGUUAUUUCAUAAAGUUAGUUUUAAAGUAUAAAUUAAAUCAGCGAAUCAGGAGAAUUCUUUGCUCUUCGUCUGCUCCGUGAAGAGGUUUGAUGAAGUUAGUGUCGUGUCAGACGCUGCUAAUGGAGGACAGCCAUGGAGAUCAGCCAUGUGAUGAGGAAAAUACCAACUUCAUGUGACCCACGGUGCAUAAGGAGAGACAAACAUCUGUUUGUGUUGUUUUCUCCAGUCAGCGCUGAGUCACCGAGGAGGCUCCAACAGCCAGUACAGAUCACCUUCCCUCUGGUUGAAACUCCAGUGAAGUCAGCAUGCAUACCAUCAAAACAGUGGAGACCCAGGUGCCCAUCCUGAAAGAGAGUUUCUUCACCACCACUUUUAAAGGUCGGAGGAAGAGUAGCAUCACAACCGCCCUGCGUAAACAACAUCAGCCUGUCAUCAGCGAGCCUGAACAGGGCACUUUAGAUGGCCAGAGUUCUGGAGAAAUUCAGCCCCACUCAGAUGGAAAAGGUCAGAAGCAGCACACUGCUGCCGGGCCACACAGAUUCAGCCGAUCAACCAGCGUGCCGGUAUGCAACACAGCUGAGCGUGCUGGAGCAGAUGGGGAAGGAAAGGAGGGGCAGAAGGAGAGGAAGGAUCAGAGAGUGAAAGAGGCUGUGCAUGGGAGGGGGAGAAAGCAUUCAGUCAGUGGUAACAAGCCCGAGGCUGUCAGUGCCAGUCUCCUCCUCCCUUCAUCAUCAUCAUCUGCAGCAUCAGUGUCACCGGGGGAGGCAGCGUCACCAUCACAGCCAGCGUUAACCUCAGUGGGCAGACAGCGAGGAUUAAGCAGCUCUGGUUCUACAACCAUCAGCAGAGGAGCAGCAUCACUCACAGCACAGGAGGAUGCCAGGCGUGCCCAACCUCGAACCCAGCAGUAUGGCCUGUUAGCCAAGGGUGUCCGCUUGCUCAGGAACAUGGGUAACCAGGAGACGAAGCAGAAGAAAGCAAGUGUUGAAGCAGCAGCAGAUGUCUCCUGUGAGUGUGAUGAGGAUGAAAAUGAGGUGGACAAAAAAUCCAAAAAGCCUUUUGGCAAGAUGAGCAAAGGAAAGGGUGAGAGCAGCAGUAAGAAGAAGACAAAGUCCGAGUCAAAGGGUUCAGUUUUCUCUGGCAUCAGGAAGAGUUUGUCCAAGACCAGAGGCUUGUCAAAGGACGACUUAUUGGAAGAUGGUGUCUCUGCUCACUCGAGUAAAACAGGCGUCAAAUCCAGAAUAAGCACGAGUCUGUCCACAGACGAGUUGGAAAUGUUCUCGGAUACAGAGGCUGAGGUGAGCCACCUGACCACAGAGAGUCACCAGCCUGUAAUGGGUGAGUUUAGAGAGAAAAACGGCUCUCUGUCGGAUGCUGACCUCUACAGUUUUCACUCUGCAAUUGCAGAAAAUGACAACCUUCUGUCAGAGAUCCAGCUCAACAUGAAAGACCAGUUCAUGACCAGUGAAGUAAGUGGUUAUUUAUUUGAAAAACUGAAUGUAGAAGAUGGAGAUUUUGAGAAGGAAACAUCUCAGCAGCUAUUUAAGGUGGAACAGGAAGAUGGAAGAGACAGUGUUGGUCAGGAAAUAGAACCCAAAGAUGGGAAAAUGAAUGAAGAAAAGUUUGAUAGACCCUUGUUGGGAAGCUCUGGGUCUGUGAGUGAUGGUACUCCAUCACCCUCAACCCUGGAUGUAGACAGAAGUUGUGACAAUGUUUUCCCAAAGACUAACAGCACAUAUAGUUUCGCUGACACCACAGCCACGACUACCUCAUAUGAAAGUGCAGAGGAACUACUAGAAGACCUGGAGAGCCCGGUCUGUUUCCCACAGCUCUGUGGAAGUGAUCAGAGCAAAGACGAGUAUGUACCAUGUGUCGACCUGGAGCCGGUGGAACCAGGACUGGGCACGAGGGGAGCUCACAAAAGUGCAAGCAGUGUGGAUCUGUCGAUGGAGAACAGGGAAGAAGAAACAGGAAGACGAGAUUUCUUCUCUCUGCAGAGAAAGAAGAAUAGUUUUUCUCUCCUGCUAACAGAUAGUCCUCCUGAUUCCCAACCGAGGAGAACCUCCUCCAGCUCCCUCUCUGCUGUCAAACUCUACCCUCCAGUCCAUCCUUCGUAUAUCAAGACCACCACCAGACAGCUCACCUCUCCAAUUGGCUCUCCCAUCACUACGCCGCUAUCGCCCAGAAAAACGGACGCCACAGAUCGUCCAGUGGAAUUCAUCGAGGCUCAGGAGGUCAGGAGGUACAAGCAGAGGUCCUCCUCCAUCGCUGGGCCCAUCAGCGUUCCUGCAGAUUGGUCCCCGGUGUUGGUAGAGCCAAGACUGCCAGGUGCUGAGGUCAGUUUCUUGGAGCAGACACAGGAGAAGGGUCACGUGGGUGGGACGUACUGGACGCUGGGCUCCAGGAGGCAGCAAUACACACGACAGAACUCCACCAACACGGUUCCCUAUGUGGACGUCUUCUCAGGUCGUACUUUGUUGGACAGGCUGUGUAUGCAGUGUGGAGAAGGAUCUACAGAGGACGAAGCAAAGAGCGUGUGUCACCGACUGCUGGUCCAGGGUCUGCUGCAGAACUACAGUAACAGCUCCACGGCCCAACACAGUGACACUGCACCAGCAGUAUUUCAAGAAGACCAGUUGUACACAUGGGCGUCCGUGGGCCUGCCAGUCUCCCCCAACCUGUGGGAGUUCUCCGGAAGCCGCAGUGGAAACAGAACGCAGGGCCUGAGAUCAACUUUGAAUCAUUCAUCAGGCAAGACACCAGGAGCCUUAAACUCCCAGACAGAGUCCAGCAGGUUGAAGUCACCUCAGUCUUCCUCAGAAGAUGAAAGCUGUGUGAUUCCUCAGCUGGAGCGAACCAUCAGUGACCUCCAGAUGAAGAUCGCUGCCUUGCACCAGGCUUCCUCAGCCAAAGGCAGCAGAGAGAAAGUGGGAUCUCCGGGUGCCUUACAGUUGAGAGAGGGGACCACCACUGGCAUGAGCCAGGAGGUGUCAGUCCAAACCUCACCUGUGGAGGAGGGCGUGAAGUUUGAUGUGCCUUUGAGCAGAGGAUCCGGCAGGGCCUCGUCCUCUGUCCCUAAACCUACAGAGAACUUUGUUUGCACUUGCCAAAAGCGCAACAACCUUCCAAGUGUGCCUCCACCUCUACCACCGCCACCACCUUUGCCCAUUACUCUUAAAACACCACCACCACCACCUCCUCCUCCACCACCACCACCAGGUUUUGGACCACCACAACCUCCUCCCCUUCCUGGUUGUGGACCUCCACCCCCACCUCCACUGCCUGGUAUGGGCCCUCCUCCACCUCCUCCUCCACCACCACCACCAGGUUUUGGACCACCACGACCUCCUCCGCUUCCUGGCUGUGGACCUCCACCCCCACCACCUCCACUGCCUGGUAUGGGCCCUCCUCCUCCCCCCUUUCUGCCUGGAAUAGGCCCCCCACCUCCACCUCCACCCCCAGGCUUUGGGCCUCUGCCUCCAACGGGCCCCAUGCCCCCCAUGUUGGUCCAGGAAGCUGCCUCUGCCAAGGCCGUGAUUGAGCCCCCCAAGCCAAUGAAGCCCCUCUACUGGACACGCAUUCAGCUGAAUGCUAAAAAACAGCCUUCUCCUCUGGUGUGGGAGAACAUCGAGGAACCCACUGUGAACUUCGAUGAAUUUGUGGAGUUGUUCUCUAAAGGUUCCGUCAAGGAGAAGAAGAAACCCAUUUCUGACACAAUCAGCAGGUCAAAGGCCAACCAGGUGGUGAAGCUUCUGAGCAACAAACGUUCGCAGGCCGUGGGAAUAUUGAUGUCCAGUAUUCAUCUGGAUAUGAAAGACAUCCAGAAUGCCGUCCUAAAUAUGGACAACGCUGUCGUGGAUCUGGAGACUCUGCAAGCCCUUUAUGAAAACAGAGCCCAAACGGAGGAGUUGGGAAACAUCGAGAAGCACAUGAAGUCCAGUAAAAAGGAGGAAACCAAACAACUGGACAAGCCCGAACAGUUUCUGUUCCAGUUGUCGCAAAUCCCCAACUUUUCUGAACGGGUCUUCUGCAUCCUGUUCCAGUCCACUUUUCAGGAGUGCAACGCCUCGGUCCUGCGCAAAGUUCAGAUCCUUCAGAGAGUGUGUACGAUCCUCCAGGGUGGUAAGUGUAUAUUGCAGGUGCUUGGCCUGGUGCUAGCUUUCGGCAACUACAUGAAUGGUGGUAAUCGCUCUCGUGGGCAGGCUGACGGCUUCUCCUUGGACAUUCUGCCAAAGCUGAAGGAUGUCAAGAGCAACGAUAAUUCGCGCAGUCUUUUGUCCUACAUAGUUGCUUACUAUCUGAAGCACUUUGAUGAGGAUGCUGGCAGAGAGACAUCUGUCUACCCUCUGCCUGAGCCCCAGGAUCUUUUUCAGGCCUCUCAGAUGAAGUUUGAGGACUUUCAAAAAGAUUUGCGCAAGAUGAGAAAAGACCUGAUCGCAUGCUCAGCUGAGACUGAGAAAGUCUGCAAAUUGUCAUCUGAAGAGAACCUACAACCUUUUAAGGACAAGAUGGACACCUUCCUGAGCCAAGCUAAGACAGAACUGGAGGCUCAGGAGAAGCAGCUGUCAGACACCCAGAAAAUCUUCUUGGAGUUGAGCAUGUCGUUUUCAGUCAAACCAAAGGCUGGAGAGAAAGAGGUCUCUCCAAACACUUUCUUUUCCAUUUGGCACGAGUUUUCGACAGAUUUCAAAGAGCAGUGGAAAAAGCAGAAUAGGCUGAUGUUACAGGAACGUCUCAAAAUGGCUGAGGAUUGCUUCAGACAAGCCAGGGAGAAGGCGUCCUACAGUGUGAAACCCAAACAUGCAACUGGAAUUAAAGCAAAGCUGGGUCAGAAGAUCUGAAGCAGAAAAUGGAAAAUGAUCAUCAUCAAGCCCUGUUGCACAAGCGCUGUUUGUACAAUCUUAGCAUGAGUCACCAGUCAUUUUUACAUUUAUUUGCUUCCCGUAUUUGUUUACACAUGAUUUAGAGCUGUUUUUAUAAAGCAAUGUUCAAAGUGGACAUUAUGAGGAAAUUGUAUUGUUUGAACAUGGAAUUAAGCAGAGAGAAAAAAAGGAAAAAAGAAUCGGUUUCUCAGCCAGCUUUUUUAUAGCACUGGCCAGAAAUGUCGGUAAGACAUCAUUAAGCUGUGAUGAUUAAAUCGAAAUGAGUCAUUUGUCAGAGAAAUGUAAACUGUGUAAUUUGUAGCAACACUAUAUCAAAGCUUUCUCCGUGUUGAAAAGGCCAUCUGUAGUUUAUUUUCAUUUUAUUCCAAUGUCCAAGGAUUUUUUUACACAGACCAAAUACAUUCCUUCUGUUUUCUCCUUUAAUGGAGAACAACACAGAACGUUUUUAUUCUCCUUUUCUACAAGAUGAUCCUGGAUCACCUGCCAAACAAACAGUGCCUUAUCGCACAGUAGUGGUUCGAUGGCUGAUCUAAGAUCAGUUUUUUGACUGUUAUAUGUCAACGAGAUUAGUCAACAUUACACAGUGUGAGGUCUACAAACAUAGAGACCUUACGCUGUGUUUUUUAUAAUGUGUUUUAUUUAAGUUGAAGUACGUGAAUGCAUCACAGUCUAUGCAUUUUUCUUUUGUCUAAGAGUGUGAAUCCUAUUAUACGGUUAUUA